Molecule: messenger RNA, 984 nt
Organism: Pogoniulus pusillus (Red-fronted tinkerbird)
Lineage: Eukaryota; Metazoa; Chordata; Aves; Piciformes; Lybiidae
Product: arylamine N-acetyltransferase, liver isozyme-like
Exons: 2
Coding region: 97-984 (295 amino acids)
Molecular function (GO): arylamine N-acetyltransferase activity
Source: RefSeq, a predicted model, not a curated record
UGGGCCUUUAAGAGCAGCAGUUCACAGUACAGCUUGCCCUGGGAAUUUUGGAGCAAAGCAGGGUGGAGAGCCUGAGCUCGCUGGCUGAGAGGCAGAAUGAACAUUGAAGAGUACUUUGCAAGAAUUUCUUACGAUGGCUCCCACAAGGACACAGACUUGCAAACCUUAACAGACAUCUUCCAGCAUCACAUCCGGGCAAUCCCCUUUGAAAACCUCAGCAUGCACUGCGGGGAGGACAUCCACCUGGAGUUAGAAGCUACUUACAACAAGAUCGUGAGGAAGAGCCGCGGUGGCUGGUGCCUGGAGAGCAACCACCUUUUAUUUUGGGCCUUGCAAGAGUUAGGGUAUGACGUCUGCAUCCUUGGAGCAAAUAGCUACGACCCGGCAGAGAGGGCAUACACCGAUGAGAUGAAUCAUAUCCUACUCAAAGUGGUGAUCCAGGGCAGUUCCUACAUAGUAGAUGCUGGGUUUGGUGGUGCCUACCAGGCGUGGCAGCCACUGAUGCUGGUUCCUGGGAAGGAUCAGCCCCAGAUUCCCGGCAUCUUCCGCUUCCUGGAAGACAAUGGCACCUGGUACUUUGAGAAAGUGAAAAGGAAGCAUCAUGUUUCUGAGCAAAGUGUCCCUUCCACAGUUACUCCAGGCUUGGGGAACAUCAGAAAAAUAUAUACAUUCACUCUUGAGCCGCGACAGAUAGAUGACUUUCAGGAGCUAAACGCAUACCUGCAAGUGGAUUCAGAUAACAUCCUUAGGAAGAAGUCAAUCUGCACUCUCCAGACCCUUGAAGGGGUUUAUGCCUUAGUUGGGUGGACCUUCAGUGAGAUGAAGUAUAACUACAUGGAGGACAUGGACCUGCUGCAGAUCACAACCUUUACAGAUGAAGAGCUUGAGAAGACACUGAAAGAAAAAUUCAAUAUAGUGCUGGAGAACAAACUUGUACCAAUAAACGUCCGUGGCUUGCCACCUAAUUUAGUGGACACAGUCUAA